AUGGAUCCCUUACACCGGUCCAACUCGGAGCGUCGCCCGUCGACCCCCUCCGUUGUCCCCACGCCGGGCUCGCCCCAGGAAAGCAAGCCCGCACCGCAUCCCUCCACCAUCUUCCCUCGCCUCGCGUCCAGUGCCGCGCCUGCUGUGGGCAGCUCGACGCACCAGGCGCCGCCCGCCGCCCUCCGCGCUCUCCUCGUGCCCCUCCGCUCCCGCGGACACGGCGGGUCGAGUCAGCCGCCGCCGAGCGUCUUCUACGCCCACCCACCGAACAUGACGGGAAGGCCGGCGGACGGCGGGCCACGAAGCCCGUCCCCCACGGCGGCCACGGCAGAGUCGAUGGAGCUGGCGGUAGUGCCCUUUGUGCGCGGUAGCCACGACCCGGGCAGCGUGCACCGCAGCCCGCACAGCAACCACGCCAACGCCGCGGCGGGUGCAAAUGGCGACGAGACCGGUGAUGGUAGCGACAACAAUGGAGGCUUCUACCCGCCUGCCGCAGCAGCAGCGUACGGGGAGCUGGCCCCUACGGCCCUCUCUACCGAGCGUGUCUGCCCGAACUGCCUACGUCCCUACGGCUUUUACGGCGAAGACCCGUACGCGGACAUGUACGACCCCGCAGACGCGCUGUACCGCUCCGGCGAUUCCGCCGCGAGCCAGACACGGCAACUCCCCCCACCGCGUGCCCUGACGGCGCCGAACACACCCCAGCAGGACGAACAACAGUCGCAGCAGCAGCAGCAGCGAUCGCCGUUUUUCCUGAGCUCCAGCGCACCCAACGCGGCGGCCUUCGCCAAGGCUCUGGCGGCUGGGCCUGGCGGGGUGGGCGGGGAAGCCGGCGGCACCCCAUCGAAGGCGCCACACAUACGGAACCCCGCAUUGGUGCAUAGUAGCAGUAAUGGUGGUAGCGGCGAGCCGGUCUUCCCCCCGCCUGCGGUGGCCUUCACCACGCACUACUUCCGCGCCCUGCCACCGCCCGCCGUGAUCACCGCCGCCGUCGCCGCAGGGACGGCGCCGCUGGCCAUCGAGGACUUCCACGACCCCGACGCGAGAGGCGACAACGAGGAGGAGGGGGGGCCGCCGCUCUACGCAGCGGUGCUGGCGGGUGGGCAGCCGGGGCGGUCCCUCAGCGGCCACAGCGGGGCCCUCGUCCCGGCACGCCCCACCCCCUCCCGCCGCCUCCGGGGAAGCCCCUCGACCCGUAAAGGGCCCUCCUCGCCGCUGAAGCUGAUGCAGUCCGGGGAAGACGAGGCGAAUGAGCAGAUCUCGCUGCCAGACGACACGGAACGCGAAGCGCCGUUGCGCCUCGACGAUGACGAGGAAGAGAAGGACAGCGACGGAUCGCCGCCGUCGGCGUACUCCUCUAACGCCCCGGGGCCGGAGCCUAACAACGGGUACUACAAGCACUACUUCAAGGAACUGAGGCAGCUCGGCCGCGGCACCUACGGUGGCGUCUACCUCUGCUGUCACCUUAUGUGCGGCGUGAAUCUGGGCGUCUUCGCCCUCAAGAAGAUCCCUGUGGGGGACAAGGCGGGCUAUCUGCAGUCCGUGUUGCGUGAGGUGCGCAUUCUCGAGGAGGUCCGCCGACACCCGAAUGUGGUAGAGUACAAACACAGCUGGGUCGAGGAUGCCCAGCUCGCCGACUUCGGCCCGCCCGUGCGGUGCUUGUUCAUCUUGAUGGAGUACGCCUCGGCCGGCUCGCUCGACGCGUACCUGGAGAAGUACGGCACCCACCUCUCCACCCUCGCGGUGUGGUACUUCUUCUUGAGUGCGGUGGCCGGGACGGCGCACCUGCACCGCAAACACAUCCUCCACCGCGACCUGAAGCCGCAGAAUUUGUUGCUCGCCGAGACGAAAGGGCGGCCGCCGCGGGUGCUGGUCAGCGACUUCGGUACGGCCGCCAUCCUCGACGACAUCUCCUACGAACGGUCUGGCGGUACCGGCACGCUGGAGUACAUGGCGCCGGAGCUGUUCGAGGUGGCCGCCUCCCCGCGUGGCGUCAAUGAGCACUACGUCAACCACCACACCGUCUUCUCGGAUGUGUGGUCGCUCGGGAUCAUUCUGUACUACCUCGCCUUCGAUGCCACCUUGCCGGACCGGCGCAACGACGGCAGCGUGAUUCUCGGCACCCCACGUCAGGCCAGCUACGGGCGACCGCCUGAGAUGAUGAAGCUGAUCGAAGCGAUGCUGCAGCUGGACCCGGCGAAGCGGCCGCGCUGCUCGGACAUUUUAGGCUCCUCGUUUGUGCAGUCCAUCCUGCGCAUGUUUAACCAGGAUGAUCUGACGCAGUGGGAUCUGCUGGCGCAGCAGCAGGAGCGGACGCGCAGAGAGAGUGCCGUGAAGUCGCCGUCGUCGCCGCAGGAUGCGCUGGCGAUGAGUGAUUCGUCGCCGCUCGGAAACGGCCUCGUGGGAGAGAACCAGAACAGCGCGCACGCCUCGCACAAUCGCCCCCGCAUCGCCGUGACGUCCACCACGGCUGCAGCGCUACGACUGCACCCCGGCCGGCCGACGGCAGGCAACGACAGCACCAACCCCGACAACGCAAACCUGUUCAGCAGUCGUGUGGUGGAGCUGCAGUCGACGACGGCGCUGAUUGACCUCGUGUCCACGCGUCCUGCCAGCGGCACCAUCACGGGCGAUGAACCGCAACCGCUGCAGCAACCUCCGUCGCCGUCGUACGGACGAGGACGGCCGGCACGUCGUCUCUCGCUGACACGAGAGCGUCGCGAGACGAGGCCGCUGAGUCAUAGCGGCAUCAGCCGUGGUCUGCGGAGCUCCACGACGGGGUCGAUCAUGUCACCUCCUGCCUCGUCACCCACACGGAGGGUGGACGAAGGCGUGCAGACGGACCCCGUUAAGAUUGUGGAUGCUUAG
Molecule: messenger RNA, 2868 nt
Organism: Leptomonas pyrrhocoris
Lineage: Eukaryota; Euglenozoa; Kinetoplastea; Trypanosomatida; Trypanosomatidae
Product: putative Protein kinase
Exons: 1
Coding region: 1-2868 (955 amino acids)
Biological process (GO): protein phosphorylation
Molecular function (GO): protein kinase activity; ATP binding
Source: RefSeq, a predicted model, not a curated record